This is a messenger RNA of Kazachstania africana CBS 2517, 1017 nucleotides long. RefSeq names its product Gis3p (gene GIS3). The record is from RefSeq and is a predicted model, not a curated record. The transcript has a single exon. Lineage: Eukaryota; Fungi; Ascomycota; Saccharomycetes; Saccharomycetales; Saccharomycetaceae. Bases 1 to 1017 code for a protein of 338 amino acids.
AUGCUAUUAUAUGUAAAUAAUGGAAUAGUAAACAACACAUCUCAAAUCAAGCAUUAUAAGAACAUAAUGAAUGGAUUUUAUUCGAGAAAAAGAAGUGUAAGCACCUCAAAUGUUACACCAUCUCUGAGUUCAAUGAUGUCUCAAGUGAAAAGAAAGACCUCUCUGGUGGAGGAACCCCGACUGUCCAUCAGCAAGCGUCGAUAUUCGGACAAUCUGAGAAUAGAGACUCAUCCCUUGGACAAUCGCAAUGACGAUGCCGACAAUACUAAUAAUGAUGCCUAUGACGAAGACGAGGAGGAUCCCAUGACGGGUCAGGACAGCGAUGUUACACCCAAUGUAAAAUUACUUAAUAUUCACGAUUUAGAUUUAACGGACAACAAAUGGACACCAGAAUACAUUCAAUGCUUUAUAGAACCCAUUUAUUCACGUAGUAAGAGACAAGCCGCGAAGACUUACACGACAAACGAGACAAUAUUCACAAAAUUACACUACGAAUUAGAGCCAUGGCCUACUUCAAGAGAGAAAAAUGAGACUGAUGUUACAACAACGACGACCCUUCUGCCAAAUAGAAGAAUGAGGCAGAAAACAGAGAAUUCCAAUUUUUGGAAACUGCUGGCUGUUGAGACAAGUUGUAUACAAAAUCAGAGACUGCCUGAAGUUUACAUUAAUAACAGAACAAUGGCACAGUUAAAUGUAUCAAAUUAUAAGGAAUUAAACUACUCAGAUGACAUUAAAUUGGCCAUAUUGACAAAAUUGAAAUUAUGGACAGAAAAUAAUUGUAGGUCGGACCUCUUCGGUGAAGUAACGCCAUGGAAUUUGGAAUUUAAACUGGUCUGCAAUCAAGAUAGCGUUGUCACUGACUCAUCCAUAGUAAGAGCUCAUUCCAAUGUUGUUCCCUGGCUUCGUGAUAACGACAAAAAGAUGAUGAAGCCAUGUGGAAAAUUAAAACUAGGUAGAUCACACAAAAACGAAAUUCAGUACGUUGUAAAGGGAUGGUGCGAUUCACGAUUCACGUAA